This is a messenger RNA of Etheostoma cragini (Arkansas darter), 2100 nucleotides long. It is a transcript of the gene tmem98, whose product is annotated as transmembrane protein 98. Bases 372 to 1046 code for a protein of 224 amino acids. The record is from RefSeq and is a predicted model, not a curated record. NCBI's taxonomy places the organism in Eukaryota, Metazoa, Chordata, Actinopteri, Perciformes, Percidae. Gene Ontology annotation, cellular component: endoplasmic reticulum. The transcript has 7 exons.
GAGCGCGCUUUACACACAGCUCGGCGCCUCGAGAGGCACGGCUACCCACGCGCAGAUAAACUGCCGGGUCGCGCGCCGGAAGGUUGUUUGAACUGAAAAGAAAGAAAAGUUUGAUCAUCAGUCACUCACCGACAUUUCAAGCUCAGUCGUGCGCGUUCACGUCCCAGAUUUGGAGAUGUCCGUGCCGUCUCCGCGCGCCUGUUGGCGGUGAGGAAAGUAUUUUGUCUCCUAGAAGGAAUUGAAAUAAAAGGACAACAUGUUUAGAUAAGCGGCCAUCCAUAUUCAAGCUCGGACAAUCAGCCCACCCUGAUUGGACUCUUUUCCUCUCCAACGAGUUGCUGCCCGCAGCCGCUGUGGGAGCCGUAGUCGCCAUGGAGACAGUGGUGAUCGUGGCCAUUGGGGUGUUGGCCACCAUUUUCCUGGCCUCCUUUGUCGCCCUGGUGGUGGUGUGCAGACACCGCUACUGCCACCCUCACCACCUGCUGCACCACUUCGACUCCAAACCCACGGUGGAUCUGAUUGGAGCCAUGGAGACCCAGAGUGAGCCAUCUGAGCUGGAACUGGAUGAUGUGGUCAUCACCAACCCUCACAUUGAGGCCAUCUUGGAGAACGAGGACUGGAUCGAGGAUGCCUCAGGAUUGGUCUCUCACUGCAUCUCAAUCCUAAAGAUCUGCCACACUUUGACUGAAAAGCUGGUUGCCAUGACAAUGGGGUCAGGGGCAAAGGUCAAAGCACCUGCCAGUCUGAGUGACAUCAUCACUGUGGCCAAACGCAUCAGUCCAAGGGUGGAUGACGUGGUCAGAUCUAUGUACCCUCCUCUGGAUCCAAUCCUCCUGGACGCCAGGGCCACCGCUCUCCUCCUUUCAGUCAGCCACCUGGUUCUGGUCACCCGCAACGCCUGUCACAUGUCGGGCAGCAUGGACUGGAUCGACCAGUCGCUCAACGCAGCUGAAGAUCAUAUGGUGGUUUUACGUGAGGCGGCGCUGGCCUCUGAACCGGAUCGAGGCAUGCAUGGAGCUGACGUACAGAGAGAACAGGCCAUCUAGACAUCUAAACACAGAUACAAACACAAAGGGCAUAAAAAACUAUCUAUUUUAUCAUUGGGCUUCCGUACUCAAUUAAUACUUACCAUGGCAUGUUUUGCCAGACAGUGCCUAAACUCAUCUACCAGUCCAAAUGAACGAGGACACUUCUAAAGGCUGUGGCAAUGGAUGCAGGGACUUGAGUACGUCUCUCAUUUUCCAAUUGAAAAGCCUUGAAAAUACUUUCUUUAUGAUAUUUGCACCAGACGUGUUUAUCAAUACUUUGCAUUCACUAAAGCUACAUAGUAAUAGCUGCAAAGUAGAUUCAACACAUUAAAAUAAGUUUUUUUUCUUUCUAUUUAACCCUGGUUGGUCUAAUUAAGCUGCCUGUGAGAAAAACGGCCUUUGGAAAUUUCUUCCUUGGGUGCGCCAUCACCCAGCGGUGGGCCUAAAUCCAAUCUCACUAGCACUGCACAGUCACAUGGAGGCUUAGUCAGCUAAUCCAUUCUGAGGAAAAUAACAUCCAGUUAGCCAGUGAACCCAAAGGGGCUCCAUUUAAGUGUACCAAUGGAACACCAACCUUACAAUUUGGGGGGUCAGCGUGACUUCCGGAUGUUCUAAAACAUCCCUCUGUGUCUUUUUUUACGCCAUUAGAUCACCAGUCUGCAAGUUGUAAACACAACAGCUGUAGUUUUAGCCCCAUCAGCAACAGAGAAAGAUUUUUUUCCAGUUGAAAUAAUGCCCCAAUGUCCCAUAGCUGCAUGGUACUAUAAUUAAUUGAGGCUGGUAUUGAUGGAGAACCAUUACUUUGGUCCACACUCGAACAUUUUAGCACCUACUCGAUGGAUGAGCAAAAAUAUUUGGACAGACAUUCACGGUUCCCAGAGGAUAAAUCCUAAUGGCUUUGACCUUUCAUCUAGUGCCACCAUCACGUCUACAUUUGGAAUGCCGUGAAAUUUGGCACAGCUUCUCAUGUUUCCCACAGGAUGAAGCAUAAUUACUCUGGUAAUAAAUAUUCAUAUAGCGCUGGUAAUUAAUCAAAUGCUUGCAUAAGUAAAGACAUUGUCAUCAGUCUGUA